AUGCAGGUAGCACUGCUAUGCUUCCUGCAUUACCUAGAACACCGUCGUGGUCCAAAGUGGCAGGGAGCUGACGUCAGAAUGCUGGCCCCCUGCCUGAUGAUUGGAUGGGUGAUCCGCUUUGCCAUUCCAAUGCCUGCAGGUGUAACCGAACAGGCGUGGUCAAUGCUGGCGAUUUUCGUGUCGAUGAUCGUUGGUGUUGUCUCCGGCCCGCUGCCACCAGCAGCCGUGGCCAUUGCAGCUGUGUCCACUGCUGUCGUCACUGGCACGGUCACACUGGCUCAGGGGCUGAAGGCCUUCACAGACGAGGUUGUUUGGCUGGUGGUGAUCGCCUUCUUCUUCGCAGAUGGUUUCCACAAGACCGGGCUGGGUGAUCGCAUCGCCUUGAACGUGAUCAAGGCAGUAGGUGGCACAACGUUGGGCGUUGCCUACGGCCUGAAUUUUGUGGAGCUCCUUGUCGCUGCCGCAAUGCCUUGUUCGGCAGCACGCGCUGCAGCUGUGUUCUACCCCAUUACGCAAUCCGUUUGCAAAGCCAGCGAAUCAGAUCCACGUCAGGGAACGGAGUCUAAGUGUGGCAAGUUCCUGGUGGAGUGCUGCUACCAGGCAACUGCAACUUCGUCAUGCAUGUUUCUCACGGGCGCGGCACAGAACUACUUUGUGCUGAAAUUGGCGGCGGAGGUUGGAGUUGUGAUUGAUCAUCCUUUUCAGAGCUGGUUCAAAGCAGCGCUUGCGCCGGCUCUCGUCUCUUUUGUCAUAACGCCGCUGAUUGCCUUGCAAUUGAUGCCACCAGAGUCGCGGACAACACCCGAUGCUCCGAAGGCAGCCAGGGAUCAACUGGCGACAAUGGGCCCUGUUUCGGAUGAUGAGAAGAUCUUUGGUGCAAUAAUGCUGUGUAUGGUUGGCUUAUGGGCGACGACAUCGCUUCUUCAGAUUCCGCCCGUGGUCACAGCGCUCUGUGGCUUUGCGGGCCUUUUGCUUACCGGUGUUUUGACCUGGGAGGAUUGUGCCAGCAACAAGGCAGCAUGGAGCACAUUUGUGUCCUUCGCAUGUUUGGUUGGUCUGGCAGAGAUGCUGAAAAGUCUGGGCGUUGUGGAGUGGUCGUCUUCUGUCGUGACAUCGCACAUCGAAGCUGCCGGGCUGUCUCAGGUAAAUGCCUUCCUCAUCAUCGUUGCAGCGUACUGGGCCGUUCAUUAUCUAUUCGCUUCUCAGGUGGCACAUGUAUCCGCGCUUUUUCAGCCCUUUCUCGUCAUGCUGGUGCAGACAGGAACUCCCCCAGACGCAGCGUUCUUCGCCCUCGCUUUUGCCUCCAAUCUUUUUGCAACCCUGACGCCGUAUGCGUCUGCGCAAUCUGCGGUGAUCUUCGCUGGCCAAUACAUCCAGGCAAAUGAGUGGUACAAGGCCGGCUUGGUUUACAUGGUGGCCUACUAUAUUCAGUGGUUGAGUGUUGGUGCUGUUUGGUGGCGCCUCAUCGGAUUGCUGUAG
Molecule: messenger RNA, 1479 nt
Organism: Symbiodinium natans
Lineage: Eukaryota; Dinophyceae; Suessiales; Symbiodiniaceae
Source: the annotation of a GenBank genome assembly